AUGUUUCUUUCAGUAGUGCUGCUGCUGCUCUGCAUUUUCUUCAUCAUCCUUCAACUCAAGUCGCGGAGGCCCAAGAACUUUCCACCGGGACCCCCGACCCUGCCCAUAGUGGGAAACCUUCUGCAGCUGAACCUGCAUAACCCUUUGGAGGACUUUGAGAGGCUCAGGAAGACGUAUGGGAACGUCUACAGUCUGUUCCUCGGUCCCAGACCAGCCGUGAUCAUCAGCGGACUGAAGACCAUGAAGGAGGCGAUGGUGACCAAGGGCGCUGAUUUUGCUGGACGGCCUCAGGACCUGUUUAAUAACGACGUCUUAGAGAAUAAAGGAGUGAUUCUGGCAGAUUAUGGUCCUCGUUGGAGGGAGCAUCGCCGCUUCGCUCUGAUGACUCUGAGGAACUUUGGUCUGGGGAAGAAAUCAAUGGAGGAGAGAAUUCAUGAUGAGAUUCAACACACCAUGAAAACGCUGGAACAGAGCAUUGGUAAAACCAUGAGUCCUCAAGUCAUGUUUCACAACGCAGCCUCCAACAUCAUCUGCCAGGUUCUGUUCGGUACACGCUACGAGUAUGACGACAUGUUUAUCAAAGAGGUGGUUCGGUGCUUCACUGAGAAUGCCAAGAUCGCCAACGGACCGUGGGCCAUGCUGUACGACUCUCUGCCCUUCAUUCGUCAGCUGCCACUUCCCUUCCGCAAGGCCUUUGAGAACUGCAUGACUUGCCAGGAUCUUGUGCUGCGUCUGGUGAAUGAGCACAAGAAGACCAGAGUCCCUGGAGAGCCUCGAGACUUUGUUGACUGCUACCUGGAAGAACUAGACAAGGUGUUUACGUGUAUGAAAACAGAUUCUUCAUUUGCAGAAGACAAACUUGUUUUGUACGCUAUGGAUCUCCACUUUGCUGGGACCGACACCACCUCCAACACCCUGCUGACUGGUUUCCUGUACCUGAUGAAGUACCCACACAUACAAGAGCGAUGUCAGCAGGAGAUCGAUGAGGUGCUGGGAGGGAAGAAUCAGGCCAGCUUUGAAGACAAAAACAACAUGCCCUACAUGCAGGCUGUGAUCCACGAGAUACAGAGGAUGUCCAACACUGCUCCACUCAGCGUCUUCCACAGCACCACGAAGGACACAGAGCUCAUGGGAUAUUCCAUUCCAAAGGGUACAAUAAUCAUCCAGAACCUGACCUCAGUGCUGAAUGAGGAGGGACAGUGGAAAUACCCUCAUGAAUUCAACCCUGGAAACUUCCUGAACCACCAGGGAGAGUUUGUCAAACCAGAGGCCUUCAUGCCUUUCUCUGCAGGUCCUCGGAUGUGUCUCGGAGAGGGUCUGGCCCGUAUGGAGCUCUUCCUCAUCAUGGUGACUCUGCUGAGGAAGUUCAAGUUCAUCUGGCCUGAGGAUGCAGGAGAACCAGACUUCACUCCAGUCUAUGGAGUCACUUUGUCUCCACAACCUUACCGCAUGAAGGUCCAGCUCAGGUCAUCCCAGUGAAGUGGUCUCCAGACACACAGCAGAACCAGAGCCGCCAACUCAGAU
Molecule: messenger RNA, 1524 nt
Organism: Stegastes partitus (bicolor damselfish)
Lineage: Eukaryota; Metazoa; Chordata; Actinopteri; Pomacentridae
Product: cytochrome P450 2F2
Exons: 11
Coding region: 1-1479 (492 amino acids)
Biological process (GO): xenobiotic metabolic process
Cellular component (GO): intracellular membrane-bounded organelle; cytoplasm
Molecular function (GO): heme binding; oxidoreductase activity, acting on paired donors, with incorporation or reduction of molecular oxygen, reduced flavin or flavoprotein as one donor, and incorporation of one atom of oxygen; iron ion binding
Source: RefSeq, a predicted model, not a curated record